GGCCCAGCCCUUUGGCUCGGACCCGCCCCAUUCACUCUACAGUCUGUCACACAAAUAAGGAGAAAGUUGUUUGCAGGUCCAGAAAUCGAUUGGAAAGAACAGUUAGCUGCUCUAAGAGCUCUGCCCGCGGGAAGAAUGUGCAGCUUCGAGCCUGGGGGCUGCCGGAUUUCCGAGCCGGGUGCACCCGCGCCCCCGAGCGCCGUGGCCCUAGGCCGGAGCAUGGGAACCCCCAAGCCCCGGAUUCUGCCCUGGCUGAAGUCGGCUCUGGACGAGGGCACCUUUGAAGGCGUAGCCUGGCUGGAUGAAAGCCACACGCGCUUCCGCGUGCCCUGGAAGCACGGCUUGCGGCAGGACGCCCAGCCCGGGGACUUCAGAAUCUUUCUGGCCUGGGCAGAGGCCAGCGGUGCCUACGUCCCUGGGAGAGAUCCGCCUGACCUGCCGACCUGUAAGAGGAACUUUCGAGCUGCUCUGAACCGGAAGGAGGGUCUGCGUGUCGUUGAUGACCGGAGCAGGGAUCCCCAGGACCCACACAAGAUCUAUGAGUUUGUGACCCCAGGAGCUGGGGACUCUUCAGAGAUGGACAACUCUCCAGACUCCCAGGAAGUUCUGGUGUUACUGAACGGCCUGGGCUUGGCCCCUGAAUAUAGGGUGCCCUCAGCUCAGAACACGGCCCUUGAGCCCACCUUUCCGCCCUUAGAUAACACUGCUUUCGAACCCUCUGACAACGCAGCCAUGCCAGAGUUGGUGCCCAGAGAUGCCUGGGAUUUCGAGGUGACGGCCUUUUACCGGGGCCGCCAGGUCUUCCAGCACACGUUCUCCUGCCCAUCGGGUCUGCGGCUGGUAGGACCAGAUGCGGGGGACGACGGGACACUGCAGGGACUGCCCGUCGCUCUGCCAGACCCUGGCAAUUUCCUGACAGACCAGGUUGUGAAGGACUAUGUGACUCGGGUGCUGGGCUCCCUGGGCCGGGGGCUAUGGCUCUGGAGGGAGGGGCAGUGGCUCUGUGUCAAGAGGCUGGGUCACUGCCACACCUUCUGGGCCCUGGGGGACGAGCUGCUGCCCCCGGACAGCUGUGGACCUGAUGGUGAGGUCCCCAAGGAGCCUGGAAAAUAUGUGUUCAACCUGAGGCCCUUCGUGGAAGGUCUGAUCGACUUCAUCAAUGGAAAGCCAAGCUCGCCACACUUCACCCUCUGGUUCUGUAUGGGGGAGUUGUGGCGCCAAGAACAGCCAUGGACCAAGAGGCUGGUGAUGGUCAAGGUUGUCCCCACGUGCCUUAAGAGCCUUCUAGAGAUGGCGAGGGAAGGGGGUGCAUCCUCGCUGAACGCCGUGGAACUGCACAUCUCUGACCAGCCCCAGCCACUGGCCCUGUCCUCGGACCAGUACAGGGCCUACCUGGAGGACAUGCUGGAGGACAUGGAACAGUAGGGCCCGGUCUGGCACAGCAGGACCCCAGCCGGCCAACUCUGGGUUUCCAUUAAAAAUCACUUUGCCUUUC
Molecule: messenger RNA, 1495 nt
Organism: Sorex fumeus (smoky shrew)
Lineage: Eukaryota; Metazoa; Chordata; Mammalia; Eulipotyphla; Soricidae
Gene: IRF3
Product: interferon regulatory factor 3
Exons: 8
Coding region: 136-1425 (429 amino acids)
Biological process (GO): immune system process; regulation of transcription by RNA polymerase II
Cellular component (GO): nucleus
Molecular function (GO): RNA polymerase II cis-regulatory region sequence-specific DNA binding; DNA-binding transcription factor activity, RNA polymerase II-specific; protein binding
Source: RefSeq, a predicted model, not a curated record